Molecule: messenger RNA, 566 nt
Organism: Uloborus diversus
Lineage: Eukaryota; Metazoa; Arthropoda; Arachnida; Araneae; Uloboridae
Gene: ave
Product: protein aveugle-like
Exons: 6
Coding region: 171-566 (131 amino acids)
Biological process (GO): cell surface receptor protein tyrosine kinase signaling pathway
Cellular component (GO): cytoplasmic side of plasma membrane
Molecular function (GO): protein binding
Source: RefSeq, a predicted model, not a curated record
UUUUGUUUAUUUCCUGUACGAUAUUUCCGGUUUUCUUUUCUUAAAAUGUUGAAUUUUGGUUCAUAUUAAAGCCAAUUCCCUACGAGUUCAAAAGAAGAAUAAUGACUUAGGAUCGGAUAACUUUCUGGAACUUUACUUCAGCUGAAGGAACGAAGUAAAAGGAACUCAAAAUGACAAAUAAAAACAGUGUAUCCUCUUCUAGUUCCGGAAAAGAAACCGAUAGUUCUUCAAACACAAAUGCUCGUCCAAAGUUGGUUUUUUUCUGGACUAAUGCUGAAGUUUUAAAAUGGUUACGCCGACAUUGUGAAGAAUAUCAUACACUUUAUGCAAGUUUGUUUUUAGAAAAUGAUAUUACAGGUCGAUCUUUGUUAAGAAUGAAUGAUGCAACCUUGGAAAGAAUGGGAAUCAAAGAAAAAGCUCACAGAGAGGUUAUUUGUACAGAAAUUUUGAAGUUGAAGCUCAAAAGCGAUAUACUGGAGCUGAAAGAUUUACAGAAGAAAAAAGGUCUGAGCUAUUUCGACCUCACAUCUCCCUCCAGACUGGGGUUUUUUGAUAGAUUUGCAUGA